Messenger RNA from Hordeum vulgare subsp. vulgare (domesticated barley), 2402 nucleotides. Its product is annotated as myosin-11-like. Lineage: Eukaryota; Viridiplantae; Streptophyta; Magnoliopsida; Poales; Poaceae. The coding region runs from base 821 to 2155 and encodes 444 amino acids. The record is from RefSeq and is a predicted model, not a curated record. The transcript is spliced from 3 exons.
CAGGCAGGGUACCAAAAUGCUGUAGCACCAAUUAUGUCAAGUAUGAAAUGACCAUCAAUCCAGCAUACCCUUUCCAAAAGGACACGACCAAACCAGUCCAAUAUUCCAGCGGGCCAUACGUGCACGCAACGAUAAAUAAUUCGAUUACUAAAAUUCUAAAUCGCCUCAAAAAAACUAAAUUCUAAAUUAGUAAGGUGUUGAUUAUUCAGAUGGGAGAAACAGCAGGGGAAGGGGAAAGGGCAGGCCAAGUCGUCGUUUAUAAAAGGAUCCUCCUGCCUUCGUAGUAGCCGCGUCCUUCUUCCCCUCAACAAAUCCAACCACAAAAUGCCGAACGGAGCCAACGAAUGGCGCGUCUUCGCCUGACGGACUGCUGGCCCAGCUGAUGCCACCAACGUUUUCAGGUCAGCGAAGCACGGUUCAACUGCUGUAUAGUACUCGUAUAUCGGAAAUGAUAAAGAAACCCUGGGCAAAAGAAUAGGUAUAUCUCAUCUGUUGGGAAACAAAAAUCGCACCGCUUUUGUGUAGAAAAUAGCGAAUUGUAUUGUCUUUGGCUGACCGCCUCUCUACGUGCUUCCCUUCACCUUCAAGGCGGCUCUUAGAGUUCGACCGUUUCAACAAGGUCUCUGAUUCAUCUUUUCCCCUUCUUUAACAGCGCACAAGACGCGGUGUUGGACUUGGAUCUCUACUCACUUCUCUGCCCUGUUUUAAAGUUUCGCCACAAAGAAAAAGUCCCUUGCUUCGAGAGACGGCCAGCAUAGUCCCCUCUCCGGUGGCAUAAUUUCGUGAUCCUGGGCUGCCGGCACGGUUCCUGGCCGAGAAGAUGUUCUCCUUCAAGUCCAGCCUCAAGUCAUCUUCCAGUGGCAACCAACUUUCCACGCCGCGCUUCACCGAGGAAUCAGAUGUGCAGGAGCAGUUGAACAAGUUGCAGGAGGAGCUGGUAAAGGAGAAAGAGGAGAAGGUACGUGCGCUGGAUGAGAUAGAGGAGCUCAAGAAGAAGAGCAGUAAGAAGAAGAAGCUAAAAGGAAGUGGCGGGGACGAUCAGUCGGACCUUGCAAACAGAUUAGAGCAGCUGGAAGUAGAGCUGGAGGCAGCAAGGGACUCGGAGAAGAACAUGCUAGUGUCGCUGGAGGCCCAGACAAAGCAGCUUGAACAAACCAAGGUAUCUCUGGAGGAGGCCAAGCUUGAGAUAGAUUCGCUUCAAGACAACAACAAGAGCUUGGUUGCACUAUCCUCUAACCCAAGUAGACAGCCGGCCAGGAAUUUUAGAAGAAGGGGUGUAAUGUCCUUCUCCUUUGCCGAUCCUGGUGAGAUGGAGACAUUCUCAUUACAGCGUGACCUCAAGUUGGCUGUCGAAGCCGAGGAGAAGUGCAAGAAAGCCAUGGAUGACUUGGCGAUAGCCUUGAAGGAACAAACCACGGAAGCUAGAGAGGCAAAAAUGGAGCUAUCAUCGGUACAAGCUGAGCUGAAAAAUGCAAAAACUGAAUUGGAGAACUCAAAAGCCUCUCUGGAAAUCAUGGAAGAAAAGCUCCAGUUGGCACAGGAAGAGGUUGGCAGACUCAAGUUUGAAUCGGAUGAGUUGGCAGCAGCCUCAAAAGAGAAAGAGAGAGGACUCAUUGAUUGCAUCAAGAUAUUUGAGGGGGAAAUGAACAAAGCAAAGGAAGAGAAUGACAAACUGUUUGAAUCACAGAGAGUGAUCAGAGAUGAGAAUUCCAGGCUGAGGGAAAUGCUGAAGCAUGCAGUUAAUGAAGCCAAUGUAGCAAGAGAAUCCUUGGAGAUUGCCAGGGUAGAGAAUUCUCAGCUUCAUGAAGACAUGUCUGAGAAAGAGAGUACCUUAAAGAGCAUCGUGCAAGAAUACGAGUCCUUGAAAGUAAGUGAGGCUGCUGCACAGAGUAGCAUUAAAGAAUUGAAGGACAUGAUUGAUGCUAUGUUCAGUUCAGAGUCAACGAAAACCUCGGCAGAAGCAUCACCCAUAGAUGCCAAGGGAGGCAACAGGAAAGGAAGAUAUGUGGCGGCAGAUAAUAUGUACUCUGAUGUUGAAAGCUCUCCUCGUUCAAAGGAUAUUAGGAGUCCUGCAAGGCAGCAAAAUAGGACGAUUCUUAGGAAAUUUGGUGACAUAAUGAAGAAAAGAAACCCUCAAACUCAAAGUGUAAUCUAGCAUCCUCAGGCACCAGGCAGUGACUAAAUACAAGUAUGCACUCUAGAUUCCAUUUCGUUUCUUCAAAUUCCUUGAACUCAAGAUAGUUGUAAUGCUCGACAAAAUGAGAUGUUCCAAGUGCGGAGUAAACCCUUUUGCCCAUUCAGCUUUAUAGAUGUAAAUUACAGAGAAUGUAACAUAUAUGUAAAACAUACAGGUAGUGAAAAUAUGAAAACCGACAUAUUUUCUAGGGGGGCUUGACAUAUGA